UCCGCCUCUCUCUCUCUCUCUCUCUCUCUCGACGUUCUCUUUCUCUCUCCUCAGUUCGCUCACUCUCAGACACCGCCCAAACCCCACGCCUCUCUCAAAUCCACAAAACCUAGAAUUUCAUUUCCAUGCUCCGUUCAGAUCUUUGGUGCUGAAGUUUCUCUCCGAUAUUUUCCCGAGAAAAUCACCGAUUCGGUUGUUCGGAGAAUCGGAGCUUUGGGAGAUUCGGAAAUGGCGACUUCGACGACGAGCACCGUCUACAUCCAGGUCAUCGAGGAUGUCAUCAACAAGGUCCGCGAAGAGUUCGUCAACAACGGAGGGCCAGGAGAGGAUGUUCUCAAGGAGCUUCAAGGAACAUGGGAGGCGAGAAUGAUUCAAGCUGGUGUAAUAAUUGGUCCGAUAGAGCGGACUGGUGCGCCUAAGCCCGCACUUGGGGGUGCUGCCGCUCCCGUUCACGAUCUUAAUGUGCCGUACGAAGGGAGCGAGGAGUAUGAAACUCCCACUGCUGAGAUGCUCUUUCCUCCAACUCCCAUUCAAACACCUUUACCGGGAACUGCAGACAGUUCGAUGUAUAACAUUCCUACUGGACCUAGUGACUAUCCCACUCCUGGAAGUGAUACUAGUGGUGGUGGGGGUGGAAACAAUAAUGAGGCGAAAACUGGAAGACCUAGCCCCUUCAUGCAACCUCCUUCUCCUUGGAUGAGCCAAAGGCCUCCACUUGAUGUUAAUGUUGCUUAUGUGGAAGGGCGGGAUGAGUUGGACAGAGGAACCCCUCAUCAGCCCACGACACAGGACUUCUUCACGCUGUCUGGGAAGCGAAAACGUGAAGAGUUUGCUUCACAAUAUCACCCUGGUGGAUUCAUACCUCAGCAAGAUGGAGCUGGGGAUGCUGCCUCUGAGGUGUUUGAGAUUGAGUUAAGCGGAGGCAGCACUUCUCUGGGUGGACACGGCAUACUCACCACUGCAAAUAAAGAGGUUGUGGCACAUGUGGCAAGGUCAUGUUCAAAGAUUCCUCAACUUGAUGGACCAAUUCCUGAUCCUUAUGAUGACGUCCUUUCUACUCCCAAUAUAUACAACAAUUAUCAAGGAGUUUUCAAUGAAGACUACAACAUAGCCAACACACCGGCUCCUAAUGACCAGCCAGCAGGUACUCCUGCUCCAGUUGUUCAAAAUGAUGUUGCAGAGGAUGAUGACGAUGAGCCCCCACUGAAUGAGAAUGACGAUGAUGAUUUAGAUGAUGUAGACGAAGUAGAGGAGCAAAACACACAGCAUUUGGUUUUGGCUCAGUUUGAUAAGGUGACGCGUACCAAAAGCAGGUGGAAAUGCUCGCUGAAGGAUGGCAUUAUGCACAUAAACAAUAAAGACAUUCUCUUUAACAAGGCAACGGGAGAAUUCGAGUUCUGAUUUUAUUGGAGAGCAUCUAUUCUGCCAUUUUCUGGCAGUUGUUCUUGCAGAGCAAAUCCAGAGGCAUCAUUGGGUGUUCAGUAAUUUUUCCUUAAUUAUUAUUAUUAAUUGAGAGCUUGAAGAGAGAGAGAGAUGCUUGAUACUUUUAAGACUGGGAUGGGAUGGAUGUUGGCCCGUUGUACAUAAAGCAAAUGAGCUUUUUCGGCCUUUAAAUGGAUGGUCACUUGAGGCAUUUGCAGAAGUUUACCAUUUCUCUAAUGGAAUAUGUAGUUCCAUAAACUCUGUAUACUAUAACAUUUUGGUUAAUCUACGAAUUGCAGUCGGUUUAUUAGUA
Messenger RNA from Corylus avellana, 1735 nucleotides. The record is from RefSeq and is a predicted model, not a curated record. Lineage: Eukaryota; Viridiplantae; Streptophyta; Magnoliopsida; Fagales; Betulaceae.